Molecule: messenger RNA, 3988 nt
Organism: Opisthorchis viverrini
Lineage: Eukaryota; Metazoa; Platyhelminthes; Trematoda; Opisthorchiida; Opisthorchiidae
Exons: 16
Coding region: 41-3370 (1109 amino acids)
Biological process (GO): NADPH regeneration; proton transmembrane transport
Cellular component (GO): mitochondrial inner membrane
Molecular function (GO): NAD binding; NADP binding
Source: RefSeq, a predicted model, not a curated record
CUUGAUCUGGCUCCCGCAUUUCGCGUCGGCGCGCCACAUCAUGUGUCCUGCAAAUCGCAUGACUCAUGCUUGUGGGAUUCAAUUGCCUCUCAGGCUAAGAGGAGCGCGAGGAUACCACAGUCGUUUGUUCUUUUCGAAGAAAUACUUAAGUACCGCUGCUCCCGCGGCUGCCACACAAGAAGCCCUUGGAGUUCCGUACAAGGACAUAGCAAUUGGGGUGCCGAAAGAAUUAUCUGCCGGCGAGAAACGCGUGGCAAUAACACCCCAGACGGCAAAAACCCUCACCCAGAAAGGAUUCCGCCUCUCCAUUCAGUCGGGUGCUGGUUUGGGCGCACAAUUUCGGGACGCAGACUAUGAACAGGCGGGUGCUACUGUAGUCAGUGGAGAUUCUCCAAAAAUAUACACAGACAGUGAUAUUCUGCUGAAGGUUCGUGCUCCGAUUCAACAACCUGGGAGUGCUGCCGGGAAUGAAGUUGGUUUGAUCAAGCCUGGGAGCACACUCAUCAGCCUCUUCUACCCCGCACAAAAUAAGCCCUUACUGGAGACACUGAGUGCGAAAAACAUUAAUCUACUCGCCCUGGACUGUGUCCCCCGCAUAAGUCGCGCACAGGCGUUCGACGUGCUUUCUUCGAUGGCCAACAUUGCUGGCUACAAAGGAGUGGUUGAAGCGGCCGGUCUGUUUAAUCGCUUUUUUGCCGGACAAAUCACCGCUGCUGGCCGCAUUCCUCCCGCGAAGGUGCUUGUUAUCGGUGGUGGCGUCGCCGGCUUGUCAGCUGUGAGCACAGCACGCGGUCUGGGUGCUGUCGUGCGCGCCUUUGACACACGUGAAGCUGUCCGUGAACAGGUCGAAUCACUUGGUGCAGAGUUCCUCACGGUCAAUGUCAAGGAAUCUGGUGAAGGUGUAGGUGGCUACGCAAAGGAGAUGUCUAAGGAAUUUUUGGAUGCCGAAAUGGAACUCUUUGCCAAGCAAGCCAAGGAAGUCGAUAUCAUUGUCACCAGUGCUCUGAUUCCUGGCAAACCGGCGCCGAAACUGAUUACCAAGGCUAUGGUAGAGUCUAUGCGCCCCGGUUCGGUUAUUGUGGAUUUGGCAGCGGAGGCUGGAGGGAACGUGGAGACCACUAAACCUGGCACGUUAUCCUACCACAAUGGAGUGGCUCAUGUGGGCUAUACCGAUCUGCCCAGUCGCCUGGCAGGCCAGUCAUCCUCGUUAUUCUCCAACAAUGUGGUCAACUUCCUUCUGUCAAUGACCCCCCCAGGUUCAAAAGACCGCUUCUACUUAAAUCUGGAAGAUGAAGUUAUUCGGGGAAGUCUUGUUUUACAUGAGGGUAAAUUGAUCUGGCCUCCACCUGCACCACCGACACCACCUGCACCGGUACAACCGGUCAGUCCGAAAUCGGCCACUGCUGUGCCGGUCCAGGAAGCUGCAACUCCAGCAAGUCUCUUUCAAUCCAAGCUUCGAAGUACCGUCAGCACGGCCGUUGGUUUGUCCGGUCUAGUUGGCCUCGGAUUGGCUUCGCCGUCACCUGCAUUUACCACAAUGUUGACGACAUUCGGUUUGGCUGGAAUUGUUGGAUAUCACACUGUCUGGGGCGUCACUCCUGCACUCCACUCUCCCCUAAUGUCUGUCACCAACGCUGUGUCUGGUAUCACCGCUGUUGGAGGUCUUCUUCUCAUGGGUGGUGGAUACCUUCCCCCCGGUCUCCCUGAAUACUUGGCCGCUUCCGCAACCUUACUCUCAGCCAUCAAUAUUGGCGGCGGGUUCGUUGUCACGCAACGAAUGCUUGACAUGUUCAAACGUCCCACCGAUCCACCUGAAUAUAACUACCUCUAUGCCAUCCCUGCUGCCGCGUUGCUUGGAGCAUACACAUAUGGAGUUGUCGGACUAAAUGCACCGACCGAUUUGCAUCAAGCCACCUACCUAGCCGCUUCGCUAUGCUGCAUAGGAGCCAUUACUGCUCUGUCGGGGCAGAAAACAUGCCGGGUCGGAAACGUUGUGGGAAUGAUUGGUGUCUCUAGUGGUUUGGCUGCCACGCUUGGUAUCAUCCAACCCAGCCCCGAGCUGUUGACUCAGAUGGCAGCCUGUCUUGCCGGUGGUGCUCUGAUCGGAGGCAUUGCUGCCAAGCGCAUCGAAGUUACUGACUUACCUCAAAUGGUAGCACUGUUUCACAGCUUGGUCGGUGCAGCUGCAGUCCUCACUUGCGUUGCGAACUACAUGGUGGAGGCCCCCGAACUGCUGGCUAAUCCGGCGUCCUAUGGUGCGCUACAGCUGAUGAAAACGGUGGCUUACUUGGGCACUUGGAUUGGUGGUAUCACCUUGACCGGAUCAUUGGUUGCUUUCGGCAAGCUUCAAGGUAUCUUGGAUUCCUCUCCAUUACUACUACCGCAACGUCAUGCACUGAAUGCUGGACUGGUGGCGCUCUCUGGUGCUGGUCUUCUUGGUCUCUUGGCCCUUGGUCCUGAAUCGUAUGCUCACGGACUAGGUGUGUUACUGGGCGGAGCAGCAAUCGCUGGUGGGAUCUCCGGUCUGACGUUGACGGCAGCGAUUGGAGGAGCCGACAUGCCCGUCGUGAUCACCGUUCUGAAUAGCUACUCUGGCUGGGCUCUUUGCGCUGAAGGUUUCAUGUUGAACAACAGUCUGAUGACAGUGGUCGGUGCACUGAUUGGAUCCAGCGGUGCUAUCCUCUCUUAUAUCAUGUGCAAGGCCAUGAAUCGUUCUCUUCCCAACGUGAUCAUGGGUGGCUACGGCACUUCCUCGUACGCUGGUGGUCAAGCCAUGGCUAUCACCGGUGGGCAUUUGCAUUUGAUUUAUGAUUUUCUCAAUUUCCCGCGCCGUGGAACACACAGAGAAACGGAUGUGGCAACGGUGGCUGACCUGAUGCGUGACAGCAAAGAUAUUGUCGUUACCCCCGGGUACGGGUUGUGCGUGGCCAAGGCGCAGUAUCCGCUUGCCGAAUUAGCGAAAGAGUUGACCAAAGAAGGAAAACGAAUCCGAUUCGCCAUCCAUCCAGUGGCUGGUCGUAUGCCCGGACAGUUGAAUGUGCUUCUCGCCGAAGCUGGUGUGCCGUAUGAUAUGGUCUACGAAAUGGACGAAAUCAACGCAGACUUUCCAAAAACUGACUUGGUCCUUGUUAUUGGCGCCAACGACACAGUGAACUCGGCUGCCGAGGAAGACCCCAAUUCUAUUAUUGCUGGAAUGCCUGUUCUGCGCGUUUGGCUGGCAAAGAAGGUUAUUAUUGUCAAACGCACUCUGGGUGUUGGCUAUGCGGCCGUGGACAAUCCGGUGUUUUUCAAAGACAACACAGACAUGUUACUCGGUGAUGCGAAGAAGGUGUGCGAUGGCCUCCUGAACGCAUUUAAACAAGACGUCUGAUCUCAUUCGCCCCUUCCCCCAUUCAUCAUAGGCCUUCAUUUAUUCAGAUAUUCUCAAUCCCGGUUUAUUCACCCCAAGCGUUUGUUGCAACCUACCUCUUGUCUACCAUGGUAUGUUUCAUUCCCGAUUUCCGUGCCCCUUUCCACUUAGUCCACUGUCCGCAUUUCCCGUUAGUUUCUGUUUUCGUCUGCCCUCUGAGCUCAAACGAAUAGUUGUUGUUUCUAAAGCAAUCGCGUCGUCUUUAGUGUUGGGUUGAGUAUUCUAGAGAAUUGUCGGUUCUACUCGCCUCCCAGGAUGAUGAUCGCGUAAUCCCCGUUGAGUCUGGUUGGAGACGCUUCAACGUAUGGCUGAUAAUCGAUGCCAAAGGCGUUCCCGUUGUCAGUUUUAUCCAGAUUGCUGGAAUGAGUGUGUGGAGGUGUAGGCAACUCGGCAACUAGUAAGCUAUCACUAAGCCCCUUCCUCGUCUACUUUUAUUAUUUUCUCCACACAAAGGCUUUCAAUUAAAUCAUGGCUGUACGACAGUGAGGCAUCGAUGUUGAGCACCGAUGUCAUACUGUCAACGAUGGUGAUUUAAAAGAAUAAAAUAGUGCAACAAAUACAGUCAUUUGCAUACUAAUU